Prunus persica (peach) is the source of this 1708-nucleotide messenger RNA. Its product is annotated as putative polyol transporter 2. Gene Ontology annotation, biological process: transmembrane transport. Gene Ontology annotation, molecular function: carbohydrate:proton symporter activity. Gene Ontology annotation, cellular component: membrane. Lineage: Eukaryota; Viridiplantae; Streptophyta; Magnoliopsida; Rosales; Rosaceae. The record is from RefSeq and is a predicted model, not a curated record. The coding region runs from base 1 to 1596 and encodes 531 amino acids. The transcript is spliced from 3 exons.
AUGACUGAGAUGACAGACCGGAAAGUCGAAGACAAUGCUGUCUCCGGCGAACCCCAGAACAAGCGUAUUGCAGAUUUUGAUCCCCCAGAGAAACCCAAUGCAAGCAAGUUCGCUAUUGCCUGCGCCACUUUGGCUUGCAUGACUUCAAUCUUAUUGGGUUAUGAUAUUGGUGUAAUGAGUGGGGCGAAUAUCUUUAUCAAAGAUGACCUCAAAAUAACCGACGUCCAAGUUGAAGUCCUUGCGGGCACUCUAAACAUCUACUCCCUCAUCGGCUCCGGCUUGGCUGGCGUAACCUCUGAUUGGAUCGGCCGUCGGUACACCAUUGUCCUAUCCGGAACCAUCUUCUUUAUCGGAGCUAUCCUCAUGGGCGUCGCCCCUGGCUAUGGCUUGCUCAUGUUCGGCCGAUUCGUCGCUGGAAUCGGCGUUGGAUACGGUCUCAUGAUCGCCCCUGUCUACACCGUCGAGAUCUCUCCAGCGUUGUCUCGUGGCUUCCUCACAUCUUUUCCAGAGGUGUUUGUCAAUGUUGGCAUAUUAUUGGGGUACGUAUCCAACUACGCCUUCUCCAAGCUCCCAGUUCACAUGGGAUGGAGGUUCAUGCUUGGCCUUGGGGCAGUUCCCUCCAUUGUUCUCGUCGUCGGCGUUUUAGCCAUGCCUGAGUCCCCUCGCUGGCUCGUCAUGAAGGGGCGACUCGGGGAUGCUAAGCAAGUCCUCAACAAAACCUCAGCUUCUAAGGAAGAGGCUCAGCUCAGGCUAGAAGACAUCAAAGAAGCCGCAGGCAUCCCCAUGCACUUAAACGACGACAUCGUUGAGGUGCCGAAACAAAGCCACGGCGAAAGCGUGUGGAAACAACUUAUCCUUCAUCCCACACCAGCCGUUCGCCACAUUUUAAUCGCAGCACUAGGUAUCCACUUCUUUGAACAAGCCUCGGGCAUAGACUCUGUCGUUUUGUACAGCCCAAGGAUCUUUGAGAAGGCCGGGAUCCAAUCCUACAACCACAAGCUACUCGCAACCAUAGCCGUUGGAGUUGUCAAGACCCUUUUCAUCUUGGUCGCCACAUUUUUACUUGAUCGGAUUGGGCGACGCCCGUUGCUUUUGAUCAGCAUGGGUGGAAUGGUAUUUUCUCUUGGCUUUCUCGGUGCAAGCCUUACCGUCAUCGAUCAGAGCCAAGGGACGGUCACAUGGGCCGUCGGAUUGUGCAUCACCAUGGUGUUAUUCAAUGUUGCGUUUUUCUCUAUUGGGUUGGGGCCCGUCACAUGGGUCUAUACUUCUGAGAUCUUCCCGCUGAAGUUGCGGGCACAAGGGUGCAGUAUGGGAGUGGCCAUCAACAGGGUGACAAGCGGAAUCAUCUCCAUGACUUUUAUUUCGUUGUACAAGGCCAUCACGAUUGGUGGAGCCUUCUUUCUUUACGCAGGAGUUGGAGUAGUGGCUUGGAUCUUCUUUUACACAAUGCUUCCGGAAACACAAGGCAGAACCCUUGAAGAAAUGGAGGUCUUGUUUGGUAAAUACCAUAAAUGGAAAGAAGCCAACGCCAUGCUCAAGAAGCGCAAGCAAGGUGAUCGUGUUGAUGGUGACGAAAUCAAAAGUCAAGUCAACUAGGACUAAAAGCAGGGCCGGCACAAAAUUGGUCUAUUCCUAUUUCAAGUUAUUUGUUGAGAGUUCAAAAAUACAAGGGCCCAAAUAAAACCCACUUCAAAUCUUUAACAGUACA